AUGCCAAAGCUGAAAUCUUUGAAUUUGAGUGGCUGUCAAUUCUUAAAAAAAAUCCCUGACUUAUCCGGAAUCCCAAAUAUAAAGUGGCUGAAUCUAAGUAAUUGUACAAGUUUGGUUGAGGUUGAUGAUUCUGUUGGACUCCUUGAUAAACUUGUUGAAUUGAAUCUUGAUGGAUGCGUUAAGCUUACAAGGUUUGCAACAACACUUGGAUUGAAAUCCCUGGAAAGGCUUUGUCUACGUAAUUGUGGAAGGCUUGAGAGCUUCCCAGAAAUAGAGGACAAGUUGGAAUCCCUGGUGAUUUUGAAUAUCGGAGAAAGUGGCAUAAGAGGAUUGCCAUCAUCAGUUGCAUAUCUUACUGGGAUUACAUUUAUGAGUUCUGGUUAUUGUGACAACCUUACAUUUACGUCAUUGCGUAGUAUAUAUGGAUUGCAACGUCUCACUACAUUUGGCGAUAAGGUGAACUCUGACUCAAACAUCUCAUUAGCGCUUCCAAAGCUAGUUUUCUUUAAUCUCCAAGGAUGCAAUUUAUCAGAAAGUAACUUCGUCCUGCCUCUCGACUGCUUGUUCACGUUUACAUUUCUUGAUCUAUCGGGAAACAAUUUUGUCAGAUAUCCACGAUGCAUUAAUAAAUUUGUCAACUUAUGGUUUCUUAGAUUAAAUGGUUGCAAGGGGCUUCAGGAAAUUCCAGAAUCGCUUCGACCAAGUGUAGAUCGGGUACUCCUGCCUAAUUGCACAUCAUUGGAAAAAAUUUCAAAACUUCCCCAGGGGGUUCGGUGGCUGGAUUUGGUCAAUUGUCAUAGACUAGGUGGCUAUGAGAUCACUGAAAAUAUUCUUCUGAAUGAGGUACCACAUUCUGUAUUCGAAAUUAUACUUCGAGGCAAUGCAUUUCCAAAGUGGGUCAGCUGUUGUAAAAGUGCAACAGUAUGUAGAUAUCCUGAUGUCGAGGAUAAAGAGGAAUACAUUGGUGGAUGUGAAUUUUCGUUUGAAAUUCCUCCAAAUUUAGAACGGGAGACGUCAAGAUUGGUUCUAUGUGUUAGUUAUCAUUACCCUUACUUUGACGAUGCCAAGAUUCUUAUCAAUGGAAAACUCGUCAAUGAGAUAUGGAUUGGGGAUACGUCUGCAACGGAGAUAGAGGAUACUCAUGUGUGGCUCAAGUGUGUUCCAUUAUUGGAUCCGCAGAAGUUACGUGUGGGAGAAGAACUGACGCAUUUGCAGCAGGCUAAUAUGUGUCAAGUUAUAUUUCACUUGCAAGGCGCAGGACCGAUACCCGUUAUAAGCUGUGGGGUACACCUAUUAGGCCACCAGGUUGCUGAUGUUAGUGGGAGUGCCAUGGCUGUUGACGACGAUGUAACGAUGAAUGGAUCAACGAGUUGUGUCGGAAAGAGGCCUCGUGGAUCAGAUAUCACAGCAGUUGAUGAUCAUGAUCAUCAAGAGCAAUCGCUUUGCUCGUCUUCAGAACCAGCAGAUCACCCAAAGCGGAGGCAUAUUCUAUAUAGGCACCUUCUAUAG
This is a messenger RNA of Prunus dulcis (almond), 1509 nucleotides long. Its product is annotated as protein VARIATION IN COMPOUND TRIGGERED ROOT growth response-like. Gene Ontology annotation, molecular function: protein binding. The coding region runs from base 1 to 1509 and encodes 502 amino acids. Lineage: Eukaryota; Viridiplantae; Streptophyta; Magnoliopsida; Rosales; Rosaceae. The record is from RefSeq and is a predicted model, not a curated record. The transcript has 2 exons.